CGGGACGGCUAGGCAGAAUCGAAAAAGAGGGGUACCCUGUCCUCAAAGAAAGAUUUUUUGAAAAUGUAAUGUCACAAGUUUUUUUCUGCUUGGCUCAAUCUUCUAGAACCACAUCUUCCGGGUCAAAAGUUAGGAAAACUGAUUUUCUCAAAGAAACGGUCUAUUUUUCAAAGGAAAAAAUUGCUUGGCAAAGAUUUAAAUUUUUUAUGCAGAAAGGCUCGGUUCCGGUUAAAGGAAGAUCGUAUCGUGGUGUUAAGAUUACAACAGCUGAUUUACGUGCCUAUCGUUGGGCUUUGAAGAGUAAAGCAGUAAUCAGUACAAAAACAUUCUGUUCAACAUCAGUGGAUCGUCAUGUUGCUGAACGGUUUGCUGGCGCUUCACAUCCUCAUGCUGACAAACAAAGCGUUCUGAUAAUCUUCAACUUUUCACAGAUAUGUAAUACAGCAAUUGAUUUGAGACGAUUGUCACAUGAUCUUCCGUGUCUCUCAGAAUAUGAAAACGAAGCUGAAAUUCUAGUUUUGCCGCUAUCAAUAUUUCAAGUGAAAUCAACUGAGGAAAAUUCGGGUAAGAUCGUGAUUGAACUCGAAAAUAUUCCAAUGCAAUGA
This is a messenger RNA of Didymodactylos carnosus, 605 nucleotides long. The record is from the annotation of a GenBank genome assembly. NCBI's taxonomy places the organism in Eukaryota, Metazoa, Rotifera, Eurotatoria, Philodinida, Philodinidae.